AGAUUUCGGCUGGUGGCGAUGCAACAGCAGCUCCUUGUAGACGACGAGCGGUCGGAAGCGGCCAGUACCGUGACGACCAGUUCCCGAGGAAAACCGGAGAAAUCGCCUCCGCGAGAUCCCACAUGAAUAACCCGGGAGCUGAAAAAUGGCGCCCGAUGGCCAUCUCGAACCCAUCGACUCGGCUACGCAUGGCAAGGUCCAUGCCCCACUGGGUACUGGCGCAACAGCAGAAGGAAGCGGAACAGAAGCAACAACGCCGGCCACCGACCCCGCCGAAAGCCCCGCCACCGUCGCUCUCCGGAGACUGUGGUGACCCAGACUACGAGAUCAUCGAAUUUCCGACCCGACCGCAAGCACAGAAGCCCUCGACACCGGGCGUCACGUACAAGUGCGCACUGUGUGGCACCGAGAACGUGUUCGCCCGUUGCGACAUUUGCAACGGGAAUUACUGCGAGGCCUGCGACGACAUGAACCACAAGCACCCGAAAAGAAAGAAUCACGUGCGCAGGAGGAUCUUGACCGAUCUGGCGACGAAGACGCGGCCGCCACUUCCGCCGAAGGGGGACAAUUUGUCGAGCCCGCCGCCGAUCCCGCCGCCAAGGAGAAACCGGAAGAACGCUCAGGCUAAAUCGACGCAAAACCAGGGACCCACGAAUCUCUCCUUGAUCGAGAGAGUCGGCAGCUUGAAGCGAGCUCUUCCGAACGCUACCAGGCCACUGUCAGCCACGCUUGACGCGAAAACAGUAUCGAAAUCCAUGCAGUCUGUGAAUACCAACGUCAGCGAUGGAUUAGGAUCAGGAUCAGGAACUGACAAAAUGUCCACGCUCCAGGAAAGGUACAGGAAGUAUCAGGAGGCGAUGAGAGCGCAGGAUGCGAACAGAAGGAGACAUCCUCCACCUGAUAUUUCGAGGGACACGCUGAAUGCGAGACCGUUGAGUAUAGGCAGCCCGAAACUCACGCCCCCGGCGCCACCACCGCCACCGCCUAGAUCGAUGAUGCAAUCAACCAGCGUUUGCGAUCUAUCGUCGCCGCACAUGUGGAAUCCCGGAAUGCAUCAGGCACAGUCAAUGGCGCAUCUAGGUCCUGGAGGCAUGCCGAUAAUGUGGUAUCCACCGAAUCCACCGUGGGACGUGACCAUGGGCGGUUCCACGAUGAGUUUAAAUCACCCAGCAAUGUGGGGUUAUCCCAUGGGAUUCCCUCCGUCGCAAAUGCUUCCGCCGCACUAUCCUGGCUCCCUGUCACGGCCACACAGUCCAGCAAGAAGCGUGAAAUCGAGCAGAAGGUCCAGAGUGGCCUCGCCGUCGCCUAGUCUGAAGUCUAGAAAGUCAUUGGCGAGCAGAUCACGGUCGAGAAGAUCGCAGGGAUCGCCGUCAGACGCCAGUUCCGAAGACUCUGGCGACUCAGACUUCGACGACAGGCUCUCUAAGAGCUCCAGACGCGGAAGGCAAAGAAGCUACCACGAAGACGAUGGCUCUAGAAGCUUGCUAAAUAGAAAUCGUCGCGAACGAUUGGUUUCUGAAGAGAAGAUGGCCGGUGCGGAGGAUCAAUGGUUGGAGAAUCACUCUGUCAAACGAUAUCCCAUAUCGGGGCCAAAGAGCUAUGACGAAUUCCAAAGGAACACUGUAAAUUUACGACGACGAUACGACCAAGACGAGCGCAGGCUCUCCAGGCUGGACUCGCGAUUAGAUCGCGUUCAGAACGGUAGCUAUCGUCGAAGACGAAGCACAGACGACGAGUCCUCGGACAGACGAUCUACGUUGCAAACACGAUCUCGAGUGACUAGUUCCUCCGACGACCACUUCGAGAGAUCGGAGAUCCCUGUCCCCCGACGAAGGGACGACGAGGUAGCCCCAAGAAGAGCUUCCUCUGUCAGAAGAGAAAUAGCUCUGGACAAUCUCGAGAGAUCCUCUCGCAGAGACUCUCGAAGAUCCUCUAUAGACAGCGACACGCCGAUUAGCAGAAAGACUCCUUCCAGAGAAGUCUCUAGGAAAAUCGAGGAAGCAGAGAGAAUCGAUCACUCGCGACAUAUCAGGGACGAGGACGACGUGCCACGUGCUACGAGGAAUCUGCGAAGUCGCGAACCGUCGCGCGACAGAGAAAUCGUAUCGAGGAGAAACUCCUCGUUGAGAAAGGAAUCUUCGUCGGUUGAAGAAACGGAGAGAACUGGCGUUAGAAGAGCGUCCCAUGAUUCUGAUCAGAGCACCAGGAAAACUCCAUCUCGUGAAUCAGUCUCUAGAAAGAUUCGUGAAAACGAAGUUCAAGACGCGACGCGGUCCGCGACUAAGAAUCCAGAAGAAGCUCGACGAAGAUCUGUCGAAAGAGAGAAAAGAAGCGAGGAAGCAUCGGUUAAGAAGAUGGAGAACGAAAGAGGUAAACAUUUGGAGAGAACGUCGUCGAUAGGCAAAGAGGAGAAGCGUGAAACGUUGACGAACGUCGAUCAACAAAAAUCGAAAGAAGCGAAAUCGAAAGAGGAGCCGAGCGCCACGAUGGAAAUUCCAAAAGAGGAAUGGGCCUGCGAGCAUUGUACUUUCAUAAAUGACCUGAAGGAUCGUGUCUGCGUCGUUUGUUGCAAAACGAGAAGCAGCGCGCUACCGCCGAGCAACGAGGAGAAUCAAGAAGACGUUCCAAGUGACGUGAGUGAAAUCCCCAAGACGAAUGAAUUGGCGAUAAUUUCCAGCAACGUCAGCGAGCCCAGUCCCGAUUUGGAGAAAAGGACCAGCCUGUUAAAAAUUUCGAACAGCGAAGAGAGCGGUGACAGUGGUUCCACAAAGAACAAAGAUUCCGCGACGCUCGAAGAAUCCCCUGCAAUUGUCGCGCAGAAAUCGAUUGCUGAAUCCCCGCCAGUGGUAAGAAACGAGGCCACGUUGAUAGCGAACGAUGCACCAAACGAGACAAACGAGAGCAUCGACGCCCCAAGCAAUACUUCGAAAAUAAACGGGGAAGAAUCAAUGAGGCGACCAAUGCUUGGGAAAAUCCCAAAAAGCCAUUCAGUUUCCACCGGAACCUCCCCCCCUCCUCAAAGUAUUUCCACUCAAACGUACGACUACCUUCCAGCAAGAGGAAGCGCUGGAUUCGUAAGAGCUACAUCCGCUUCAAAGGGAUUAUUGUAUUAUGAGGACAGCGACGCGGAGGAUGCCGAGUGUCUGUUUCAGGAACAAACCAGAGUCGCCAAUAGUCCAGACCUGUAUCCGCGAACGAUCCAGGAGCAGUAUCUCCAACAGCUGAUCAACGCGCCGAACAGAGAUCGUACGCGAAGAAAUUCCAUCGACUCCGCCCACCUUUAUUACCGUUCCAGGGAGCCGAGCCAGCCGAGGUUCUUCGAAGCCGCUGGUCCAAGCUCGCAAGGUGUUUCAACGCUGAGACAAGGCCUGGAGAUCGUGGAGCUCCUCAGGGAAGCUGAGAAACACGGUUAUUCCACGGACGAUGUUCAGGUGGCCCUGUCGCAGGGUGCAAGCGACCCGAUCGACUGGCUGAAGACGCAGUGGCCCCAUUUGGUGGAAACUGUGCAAGUUUUAGCCAGCACUCAGGGAAAAGAGUUGAAGGAAAACAAUAUCGGAGUGCUAUCCGACGUCGAAGCGAAAGAGGCCUUGAGAGUUGCGAAAGGAGACGUUUGGAGCGCUGUCGCGAUGGCUGUUCAACGUAGACAGCUAAAGUGCGAGGAAAUUAUGAAGAAAGGGAAUUUCGCAAUGGCGGAAGUGGUGAAAGCGUUGGAAAAUAAUUCUGGUGCCGAGGACGCGGCUUUGUUCGAGCUGCAAAAGAAUCAGCUCAAGCCGUUCCUGAUGAGGAUAUGGGGUCCUCCGGUUGGGGUGGAAAACGACGAGGCUGCACCGCGGGAAGACACGGCAGGUGCGGUCGGUGGUGGAACGGAUGGUUCCGAACAGGUUACCAACGUGUCAGACGCUGAAGCCAGGAAGCAGGUAAUGUCACCAAUCGUAGAAAAUUUCAUCACGUUGCAGGCCGACUUUCAAAAGCAACUGGCAGCCCUCAAACAACUGACCGAUAACUGGCAACACGAGAAAGAUCCCCUGAACACGCUCGGUAAUAAGCCUGAUAAUCUGUAUGAAGUAAACACUGACGAUCGAACCGUUCUAAUCGAUAAAAAUCUGGUCCCAAGGGCCGUACAAGACCUCAAUGUAGCCAACACUGUUAAAACACUGGAGAACGAGAAAUCAAAACGUGCUACUCCGGACGAUGCUAAAUUAUUAACAAUUGAUAAGACUGGUAUACUUAUUGCGACCGAGAGGCAAGAUCAAAAUAACAAUUUCACUGUAAAAGCGAUUAACAAUGAAACUCAGAAGCCAACAGAGAGUUCGUCGAAUCAGAAUCGAAUCGACGAUGGGCAAGAAUUAACUAAGAUGGAAAAAGUUCCACACGUAGAAGAAAAUGAAGCAGUUCGAUUGAAAGAGCACCAAGCAGAAAGUGCAGGAAAUAUCGAUCAAAUUUCGCCCACCGCGGAUUCUGAAAUUGUUGACGCAACCGUUGUACUUAAAGAUCAUGAUCAGACUAUCAGUUCUCCAACAAGUUCAAUUCAGAAAGAUAGUCCAAAUCAAUCGGAAAGUUUGCCAGAGAAGAAUCCGAACGAACAAAGAACGAAAGAGAUCUCGGUACCUGAUGCAAACACAAAAGAAGGAAGAAACAUAGACGAAGUAGAAGCUGUCUCGUCCCGUAACGUAGAAAAAGAAUUAUCGCAUAAAGCAGAGGCCGGAACGACCGAUGUAACCAUAUCGAAAGAGAAUAUAAAGCAAACGGUGGCGAUGAGUUCGGAAGUAGCCGCGGCAAAGAGAGAGGAUGGUGGUUCGCGCGCAAAAGAAAGCGAAACGACGUCCCAAAAGAGAUCGGACGCCGGGCAAAGCAACCAAGAAGCAGAUAAAGCCUGUUCGUCGCAUUCAAUGGAAAACGAAACGCCAUCCCGAAAGACUUCUGAUCCUCAUCAAAGAGCCGCGCAAGUAGAUAAAGGCUCUUCUUCGGCGGAGAGUAUUCCUUUGCAUGCUAGCGUAUCGGGCCACGAUUUGCCUCAAAGUACAUCGAAGACGUCCGAAUCGACUCGAGAGUCUCCGCGAGCUGAAAUCGAACGAAAUGUAACAGACCAAACGCCGGAGAAGCUAACAGCUUCUACGGAAUUAAUCGGGACUCUUAAAAAUUCCACCGAAGAAGACGAUAAUGCGAAUAGAGAGGCAGCGAGUGAAGAAACGGCAGGAUCGUCGGAUAUAUUAAGGCCCACGAAGGAAGAUACGAAAGUAGAAUCGAGUAACAUUAUCGCCGAAGGAGCGCAAUCGCCGAUAAUCGCGGCUGAGAAUGGCUCGACGAAUCAAAGUUCUGAAAACGUCUCGCCGGAAGCCAGCGCGAAAGGCAACGAGACGCAAGUAGCCACGGUGGAGGCGCUCUUAUCCGUCGUGAAAUCGCUGCCAGAGCAAUUACUGGGUCCUUUCAUAUCGGCGAUGCAGAUGCUGUCGUCGAAGAAAUCGUGCAACGAGACCGAUCCAGCGAACGUUCUCGAGGAUCGGAAUCCCUCGCCUCUUCGAUCCUCCUUCGAAACUGGGUCUGGCAAAAAUGAAAAUGUACCUCUCGGGAAAGUCGAGAAUGCAGGGGAGCUUGGCUCGGAUGUAGCGGGAACUGAAACAACAGAAACGACCGCGGCUGACAUCAAAAAGCUACAAGAUCUCGAAAUGAGAAUUGCUCGACGCCUCUUAGCAGAAGGAAAAGCGUCGAACUACGAUGAGGCAGAAGUAGCUGCCAGUUUGCUAGCUCUGAAGUUCGGAGACGUCGAGGCUCUUCAAGCAGCCAAAGAGUGUUCCAGUAUAGAAUCGGCAUUGGCUUUCUUACAACAGGAAUGCGAGCUUUGCACUGGUCGCUUUGCAAUGAGCCAGAUAGUGUCCAUGUUGAAAUGCGUGCACCGUUGCUGUAACGAGUGCGCGAAAAAUUACUUCACGAUUCAAAUCAGCGACAGAAAUAUCACGGAUGCAGUUUGUCCGUUCUGCAAGGAGCCGAAUCUAAAAGACGCCAGCGAAGACGAGGUGUUAGAAUAUUUUAGUAACCUGGACAUACAACUGAAGACACUUCUAGAUCCACCGAUUCAUGAACUCUUCCAAAGAAAGUUGAGAGAUCGGACAUUAAUGCAAGAUCCGAAUUUUAAGUGGUGCAUUCAGUGUUCGAGCGGAUUUUACGCGGAUCCAGAUCAGAAGAGAUUAAUCUGCCCCGACUGUCGAUCAGUCACAUGUGCACUAUGUCGGAGACCGUGGGAGAAACAGCACCAAGGAAUUACGUGCGAGCAAUUUGCUGCUUGGAAAGACGAGAAUGACCCGGAUAAUCAAGCCGCCGGCUUAGCCAAGCAUCUCGCGGAUAAUGGGAUAGAUUGUCCUAAAUGCAAAUUUCGCUACUCCUUGUCCAGAGGAGGUUGUAUGCAUUUUACGUGCAGCCAGUGCAAAUAUGAAUUUUGCUGUGGUUGCGGAAAAGCGUUCAUGAUGGGAGCAAAAUGUUCGGUCAGCCCGUAUUGCGCAAAACUGGGCCUUCACGCACAUCAUCCACGAAACUGUCUGUUCUAUCUUCGCGAUAAGGAACCCGUGCAGUUGCAACAACUGUUAAAAGAUAAUGGAAUCGAGUACGACACAGAGGGUCCGGCUGGCGAGCGCAAGUGUAAAGUGCAAUUGCAGAAAGAAACUCCCACUGGUGUUGUAGACGCGGUAUGCAAUUCAGAUGUCGUUGAGGGACACGCUGGCUUGUGCAGGAUCCACUACAUCGAAUACCUAGUUCGAAAGAUUCGGGAGACCCAAUUGGAACCACUUCCGUUACUAAAUAUAGACGAUCUCGAGACUUGCGUGAAACGUGCGGGAAUCAAAUUGCCCCCAAAUUGGCAGCACUACAUUGAGUACUUGGCGGGCCUGGUACUGAAGGGCAAACUGGAUCCCGUGGCGAUCUUUGACUUGAACGAUGCCAAGCAAGAGCUGCGCCGUCGGGGAAAAGUUCCCCCUGCAAAGGACCAGGAAAUGUCCGAGCGGGAUUAUCUCGAGGCGUGCAUUCAGGUUGUACAGAAGGAGAUUCCACUGGAGUGAUAGUAGGGGAAUAAUUAAUGUGCAACUUUGUGUGAAUCACGCUUUUGAUGCAUCAUGAUAUAUUUAUUUCAUCGUAUGGACAAUGCUGUAUAGAACAAUUGACGAUUAAAGUAACCAAAGAUUGAACACUUUUUAGUAUUUAAUGUACAAAAAUAAUGUCUUUUAGAAUAGGACUUUGAAAAACUAAA
Messenger RNA from Frieseomelitta varia, 7237 nucleotides. RefSeq names its product E3 ubiquitin-protein ligase lubel (gene LUBEL). The transcript is spliced from 21 exons. Bases 123 to 7049 code for a protein of 2308 amino acids. NCBI's taxonomy places the organism in Eukaryota, Metazoa, Arthropoda, Insecta, Hymenoptera, Apidae. Gene Ontology annotation, cellular component: LUBAC complex. Gene Ontology annotation, biological process: protein linear polyubiquitination. The record is from RefSeq and is a predicted model, not a curated record. Gene Ontology annotation, molecular function: K48-linked polyubiquitin modification-dependent protein binding; zinc ion binding; K63-linked polyubiquitin modification-dependent protein binding.